AUGCUUCACGUCGAAAACAUGUAUUAUACAUUCGACAGAGUUCGAAUCGAUGUAGCUUCAGAUGCCACAACAGCAAGCCACUCGAAUGUGGGCACGAAUUGGAAAACCCUUGGUCCUGUCAUGCCAUAUCCACUAGUGUUGGAAGUCAAGGCCAAGACUGAUUACUUUGAAAAGCGAGAGGGUUUCAAUAUUUUGGGUCUGCUUAUGAACCCUAUGAUUCUCAUGUCUGUUGUCAGUCUAUUGAUGAUUUUUGUCCUUCCCAAAGUAAUGUCGUCGAUAGAUCCUGAAACACUGAAAGAACUAUCCGCCCCGUCUCAGCAACCUAUGGAAUUGGAAGGUGUGAGUGAAAAACUCGCAAACAUGAUGACUGGCAGCAAGCCCAAAGCAUCGUCCUCUUCGUGA
Molecule: messenger RNA, 402 nt
Organism: Synchytrium microbalum
Lineage: Eukaryota; Fungi; Chytridiomycota; Chytridiomycetes; Synchytriales; Synchytriaceae
Exons: 4
Coding region: 1-402 (133 amino acids)
Cellular component (GO): EMC complex
Source: RefSeq, a predicted model, not a curated record